UUUGCAUAUUUGUAGUUCAGCUGUCAUGGCGGACGAUAAGACUUUUACAAGUGCCAUUUUAAAGAGGCACGAACAAUUAAAAAGAUGGGAAGAAUCCGAUACAAACAAAUGUCCAGGUUCAGAAGUAGGUAAAGACAGAAAAGUGAAAUUCCAAGAUGGGUGCAUAUUCCUUGCUGCUUGCUCCAGCGGGGAUUGUAAUGAGGUGAAACGUUUGUUGGAUCGGGGUGCCGAUAUAAACACAGCCAAUAUCGAUGGAUUGACAGCCUUACAUCAGGCGUGUAUAGAUGACAACCUUGACAUGGUGGAGUUCCUUGUGGAGCACAAGGCAGAUGUGGAUGUCUGUGACAAUGAGGGAUGGACCCCGCUACAUGCUACAGCAUCAUGUGGCUUUACAGAGAUUGCCAGGUACCUGAUACGGAUGCAUUGUAAUGUAGCUGCCGUCAACAAUGAUGGUGACCUGCCCUACGAUAUAUGUGAGGCAGAUGAGAUGGAAAAACUUCUCCUGCAGUCCAUGGAGGAACAGGGUGUUGAUAUGGAGGCAGCCCGUCGCGAGGAGGAAGAUCGUAUGAUGACAGAUGCUAACCAGUGGAUGGCUGCCAAAAACAAGGGCGAAACUUUGGAGGAAGACAAACACCCAAAGACCGGGGCUACGGCCUUACACGUGGCAGCUGCCAAGGGCUAUGUCAAGGUCAUCGGCGUGCUAUUACAAGCGGGUGCUGAGAUCAAUGCCAAGGAUGUUGAUGGCUGGACGCCACUUCAUGCUGCUGCCCACUGGGGAAUGGAGGAGUCGUGUAAAAUACUCGCCGAAAAUAUGUGUGAUAUGGAAGCCAAAAAUAAUGCUGGUCAGACAGCAUUCGAUGUAGCGGACACAGAGUUGGUGAAACUGCUGGAAGAACUCAAGUUGAAACAGGCUUCUCUUAAGCAUCAACAGAAGGACCUUCAUAUCAUGACAAAAGUCCAGUCCAAUAGGAGAAGCCGAAAUGACCCAGCAAGGAGUUCCGUUACUCGUAUGAGCGUCGAACAGAAACACAAUGUUAUGAUGAAGAAUGUCGACCAGGAGAAGGCAAAUCUUGAUGGCGGGCACGAACCAUCGCUGACUGAGGAAAAAGCGAAGAGUAGCUCCAGCUCGUGUAGUGAAGAUGAGAUGACGUCUGACUCGGAAACCGAAAAGAAAAAUGAACUGAACAAGAAAACUUCAGAAAAAAAUCAGCCUACGGAAAGAGACAAGCCCCCGAUAAUGACCACUGUCGAGAUCAAAGAAAAACACCCACCCGAUAUGCCAAAAAUCGAGGAAUCGACCGAAAACUCAGAAAAGGAAAAUCUUAAAAAUAUUGAUGAUAAAGAUGAGUUGGUUAAGGCAGAUAAAAAGAAAGAAGAUAAUUUGAUUGGAGAUGGUCUUAUUAUGAAGGACAAGAUAUUUAACAAUGACACGCCGGAAAGUAAGAAAGAAGAGAAGGCUAAUGAAAAGUCUAAUGCUAAAGAUGUCGGUAAAACUGAGAAAAUUGAAGACACCCUUAAACAAAAGGACGUUAAUACGGUUAAAGAAAACGAGGUGAAUGACGAUGUAUUUAUGGAGAAGAAGGAGGAAAAAGAGAAAAAUAAGGACACUGUUAAUGAAAAAGACAAGAAUAAAGCCGAAACACCACUUAUCGAAAACGUCACCCCGAGAAAGGGACGGGAAGCCUUAAAAAGAACGGAAAGUGCCCCACCUGGGGUUACUGAGGUACCCAAGAUCUCAAUUAACUCGAAAUCGUACGUAAAAGACGAAGGGAAAGGGGAAAAUGACAUACCGUCAUGGCGUCGUCUUGGUCUUCGUAAAACUGGCAGCACGAGCAUGGUCCCGCAGGAAACAACGAUAAGUCGGAUAUCGGAGGAAGAUAAAAGCCUCAUUCGCUCCGCGUCCAGUCCCCGAUUAGCUGAGGAAGAUGAAGAGAAUAAGAAAAAUGAAAAGAAUGACAAGCCAUUAACACGGCGACCAUUCCUUAGCUCCUCCUCAUUCUCAGGGACGGAUCAUAACAACUCCAGUUUGACUGACAGACUUCAACGCUGGAAAAGAUAUGGGGGAUCUGGCGUAAAACAGAACCCGUAUAUAGCUGGCUUAUCUUCAUCAAUGAACUCAAGUGGAACGGGCCGAAGUGGAUACCAGUCCUCGUAUGUCCCUUAUUAUCGAAUGAAGGACCGCGAAAGGCAAGAAAAGGAACUUGCAGAUAAGGAAAACAAGGCGAACAUUCGGAACUCCUCCCCGGCAUCCUUAGCGUUGUCAUCAGCAAACACGACUAUAUCUUCGACCUCUUCUGCCACAACUAUCACCACCCCGACCUCAUCUUUUACCCACCAUCGGAAAUCGUACGAAGCACCAAAGAGAGAUGAGGAGACUGAAAUGUUACGGAAGGUCCGCGCAAAACGGGCAAGGGAGACUAGACGUUCUACACAGGGUGUUACUCUAGAAGAUGUGCAGCAGGCUAACCAGGUGUUACAAAAGCCCGACGUCGACCCUGCUUCCACAUUGUCAACGGCAAUGACCAUAUCCACAGCCACAAGCCUUGCUGAUCGAAACCGCAGCGAUGGGGCAACCACAAAAUCUCAGGUCACCACAGACUCUAGUUUAGGCACGAAGGAUAGUGUCAGCAGUGUUUUGAAUGAUAAGGAUAUUAGUAGCAGGCUUACAGGAGACGUGAAUCUACGUCGCACGCAGUCAGCCUUAGAUUCAGAUAGUUCAGCCCUGUCAUCGUGGCGAAGAUCGAGAGAGGAGGCAGCGGCUAAAAAUGAUGAUGACAGUGCACCUCGAAGUAGCAGUUUCAGGCGAAUGAGGGAAGGAAGAGACUUGACAGACUCUUCAGCCUACGUCCCUCGAAAUCGCACAGAUCGUACUGAACGAAAUGCCCUGUCUGCUGCCGAUAUCGGCAGUAAUUCAAUUCUGUCUGCUAGUCUAGGUCGAACUGCGUCUCUCCGAGCUGACAGAUUGAAAAAGGCGGAGGAAGAUAGUCAACUAGAACUGCGCAGGGACAAAGAUAAAGAAAAGGAAUCUGAUAAGUCAAAAGAUGACAAAGAAGAAAAGAGGCCCGAAUCAACUGCAAUCCGACGCCGUAGAAUAAAUAAAGAGAGAAGGUCGACUGGCAUUGCCAACUAUACCCCGGAGGAUUUAAAACAAAUGCGAGAAAACGCUGCACAGUGGAAACAAGAUAAUGAAGACGAGGAUAAGGACAAGGAAAAUAAAGAUGACACCAAGGGAGAGCAGCCUGAUACUGAUGAUAAGAGUUCCCGCUACCCUCGUUACAGUUCAACAUCUGACGUCCCCAGCAAUCUCACAACCCGUCCUAGCUCCUACAGCGAGUACUCCCACACAAGGUCAACACCCUCGCUGGAAAAGGACUACAAAAAGUUAUAUGAGGAUGAGAAAACAGAAAAGGAAAGAUUAAAACGUGAGCUAGAACAGUGCAAGAAAGAGCUCCGUGAAGCUAAGGUUGAGCUGGAAAAACAGAUGAACAAACACGAGGCAAACAGGGUCUCAGACACAAACGACAAAAGGGAGCGGAGAGCGUUGGAACGCAAGUUAUCUGAAUUAGAAGAAGAAAUUAAGCACAUGGAAAGACUUAGGGCAGAUAAUGCAAAAUUACGGGAGGAAAACCGGGCUUUAACACGAGUGGUUGCCAAGCUUUCGAGAUAGAAAAUGGAUCAAUUGAAGGAGGACAAUAGACGAUUGCGAGAAGAGAAUGGUGCUCUUAUACGAGUUAUAAGUAAAUUAUCAAAAUAGUGAACGUUCCUAACCUAGUACAAGACUUUAUUCCAAGUUUGAAUGAAAACUGCCAAAGAUCUUGCAUUUGAGGGCUGAACAAAUGAUCAAAUUUGUAAGACCUGUAUCAAACUUUCCUAGUGCCUUCUUCUUAUCAAACAAGUGCCAAGUUGUAGCAAAAAAGCAAACAGAUUGGGAAAAGUGCCUACUAAAGUAAUGAAAACAAACUGAUUGAAAAUAGAUAAUACAUGGAUUGCUUUUGUUGCUAUUGUAACAGCUCUUCAGAAGAAGUCACUUGUUCAUUCAGUGAGAUUUUUGGUAAUUAUGUGAACUGUUGCUAUGGCAAUUGGUCAUGUUUCAAGUGCAAUUUGACUAGGUUUACUAUGUGAUAAUUUUUCUCAGUAUCAGGAUUGGUAGUGGAGUGGUGUAUUGGUUGCUAAGAAGAGGAUUCCAGUCAUCUGUUGUUGUCAUAGAAACAAGAGGUCAAGGACACACCUAAGGUCAUUUCCAUGACAGCAAAGGUCAUGGUCUGUUAAAUUAUUGAUUAGUUUGAAAUUAGUUUGGUAAUUGUAUUCUGGCAUCAACAUAAGAUUGUUUAAACAAAAUUGCCAAUAUUUGAAAUUAAUGCAUUUUGUUGGCAUUCAAUAAAUGUUGACUAUGACUAAUUCAAUGUUAAUGCCUAUUAUUGCUAUGUAGUUUGCAUGGUCAUAUUUUCUGUACUUAGUUUCACAAUUAUGGCAAGAAAACAUUGACUUCUUAUCACAAAAUUUGCAAUAUUGUUUUUCAUUUUCAAAGCAUUCUCUUAUGCAUUGUGGUAUUUUAGUCACAUUAUUUUACAUUGAAACAACUUACUCUUUGGAGGAAACUUAUUGUUCUCAAUUUUAUAGUAAAAAAUACAGCUUUUUUUAUAAAAAAAGAAAAAAAGUUCUUGUUGAUUUGUGAAAUCAUAACUUUCUUAUUAUGAAAAACAAAUCAUGCUGAAACUCUUUAUACUACUCAAGAUAUAAAUUUAAUAUAUGAAUAUUGUUAUCCUUGUUGAUUUUUUUUAAUAUUCUCAAAUUCUGAUUUUUCAAUUCUUCCCCUUAUUUUCUUUAAAUGCUUAUAAAAGAUAAAAAUUACUUGACUGCAUAAAUAUCUUUGAGUCAUUACACAAAAAAGAACCAUCAGUAAACUUACAGUAUUAUUGAAAACAAAAAUUUGAAAAGAAGGAUGUUUUUAAUACAUUUUGAUUGUUUGUUUUGUGUUGCUAGAAAUAAUUGUUAAUAAUAAAGUUAUGAAAGUAGUAAUGCUGAGCGCUUGAAAGAUGUAACGCCUUAUAAAAGCAGUAGGAGUUACAUCCAUGUUGCGAUAAGCCCUUAAAUUUCAUUAUAGGGUAUGUAGUUUAAUUGUUUGGUGGUGUUCUCUUAGAAAAAAAUGCAUGUCUUAAUGAAUUCAAUGUGUGUACUUUGUUGUAAACAUAAAUAAGCUAUAAACAAUUAUUAUUAACCCUGUCUUUUCUAGUUAGGCCAGACAAAAAUGAUUUUUAGAAUCUCAUCCAGAUUAUUUUUUGAAAAAUUGGGCAUGUUAAUUUAAAAACAAAAUAAAUAAAAGAGGAUUUGGUAUGUUCAAAUUUUUCCCCCAUUUUAAAUCACAUUUUGGUUAGGCUGAAAUUUCGUUGAUUGAAAAACAUUGGUUUGUAUGCAGAGUAAUUUUAUAGAUGAGAAUCGAAAAAUAAUUUCUCUUUGGCCUUAAAAAAAAAGGAAAUACUUUAUAUAAAGGUAACUUAGCAAGUAGCGAUAUUUGUAUUUUGUACAUUCACCUGAAUUGUGUCCUCUUGUUGUUGAAAUUUGAUUGGUUAAUAGAGAUCGAGGUGUGGCUAGAAAAUCACAUGACCUUCUCAUUUGCAUACUUGAUGCAUAUUUUUGUAUUACUGUAUAAUUAAGUUAUUAUUAAUGAAAUCAAUUGUUAUAUUGAUCAUAACUUGUUAAAUUUCAGCCAAUUAUAUUUUUGCACAUUGAGUUAUUUGCCAUCUGUACUAAAUUAUUGGUACGUUAAACAUGUCUAUGUACAUUUGUAUAUGAAUUCUGGUGCUAUUAUCUUAAUUUAUGUUAAACUAUGUCAGAUUUGUGUCCUACGUUGACAGUUCCAAAUCUUUCCAUACCCCGUACUUGUAGAAAAAGAUAUAUGCUUAAAUAAAUGUCUGGAUAUGUCUACUUCUUCUUUCGCGAUUACAAAUUGCAAUAGCAAAAAAAUACUACACCAUAGAUAAUAAGUGAGCAUUAUAAGGUAGGGAAACAGUGGAAAGAAAGGUGACUAAUUCAAUAUAAAUGUUUUUUUUAAUUAUGACUUUUUCAAUAUGGUUGUCUGACAUUUUGGUUAGGAUUCUACAUGUGUAAUAAAAACUGAUAAUUAAAUGAUUGUAGUUGGUUUAAGUAGUGUCACAGAUUUUCUAAGCUUAAAUCUGAUCUUAGUCAUAAAACUAGGAUGGACAUAUAUAUAGAUCUUUAGCUUUAGGGCAUUUUUAGUAGCUAGUAGUUACUUGUAGCUGACAUGAGAUUAUUGAUUUUUUGAUAAAAAAAAAAAGAAUGAAAUGUUUUUUUUGUAAAUAUUGUAUUUAUAAGUAUGUAUAUAAUGUAAGAUAUUGUACAUAUUUCCUCGGAGCCAAAUGACUGCAUAUUUAAGCCUUGUUAUGCAAAACGCAUGCCUGCUGUUAAAACUGGCUGUUACUUACUUUGACCUGUUUAAGCAAUCCAAGAUCAUUUUAAAAGAUACAAAAUAGGUUCCUAUUUUACCGAUAGUACAAACAACUGAAGUCAAAUUUGGCCAAAUUCUACUCCUAAAACAAUGAAAGAAGUUUUCAAUUUCUUGCUAUUUUGAUUUAAAAUAAAGAAAAGAACAAGGCAUUCCGUAUGGAGUCAAUGUUUUGAUAAUUUGUUUCAUUUUUGUCAUGUUUUUUUUUCUCUUUCAAUUUAAGCACUGAGUAUAUUAUCUGAGGUGUAUCAAUCAUUUGUGCUUUAAAAGGCUUAAUUAAAGAAGCAAGACUAGCUUUAAUGUGAAUCUAUAUUUACCCUUCUUCCUAUUGAUGGUAAGAAAUAGACCUUGUUUAAAGCAAGAAAAAAUAAAUGUUGCUUUGGUUCACAAUUCUUUGCUUUGAAUAGGAUCAGUUCAAUGAUAAAAAUAAUACCAGAAUACAAAUAUGUGCAUAAGGUUGAAGUAACUGGGCGAACAGGAGUCUGCAUGAUGGUAAGAUAACUCAGAAACUGCCUUGAUCUCAGUGAACAGUGGGUUAAAUUGUUCUGAGUAAUUUAAUUAUUUUUAUUUAAAUAAAAAUCACUUAAAAUUUUAAUUAAUUUUUGCUCACCUGAGCACAGCACAUUAUGCUCAAGGUGUCCAAAUAUUAUUGAUAAAACGGAAGGUGAAAUGCUAUUCGUCUGUUUCUAUAUUGCUAUUUGAAUGCUUUGCCAUUGAUGGUAUUUGUUUUUGCCUUUAAAUUCAAAACUAAUGAUGUGAAAUCAUUGGCUAAAAACUAGAUUGUGAAGAGAAUAUCUAUAAAAAUUCAAGCCUUUGGUGUUGUAUUGUCCAGUUCCGCAUAAUGAUUUUACUGGCAAUUAAUUGUUAACUUAUUCAUGUCAAUGUGAUAAUUGUUAAUGUGCAUAAUAUUGUUAAUUUUUAUGUUGUUUUUCAGACUGUGCACCUGUUGUUAGCCUGACAGAAAAAUAUAUGAAUGUUGCAUGCAUUUCUGAGAAGAAGAUUUUUCAAAUUUUCUUGGCAUUUAAAGCUUUAAUUGCUGGGGUUUAUUCAAAAAAGGCAUUUGGUGUUUUCUGACUAGAAACUUUACCAUCUAAAAAAGGAGGUUUUUUCAAAAGCAUUACUAUCACAGUUUUUCGCAAAGUGACAUGUUGGACUUUGUGCUUGAAUAAACCUUCAAAUAUUCUAGCUUUUUCAAGAAAAUUGUUAACUCUUUGUUCCCAGUAUGCAUGUUGAUGUAACCAUCUUUAAACCUGUUUACCUUAUGGUGACUUUUGACCUUUUCUGGAGCCUUGGUUACAGUUGCUAUGGUAACUGUGACCUUUGAUCAUUUCAAGGUCAGAAGGUCAGCCGGUACAGUUGACAUGUUGGACCUGUAACUGGUAUUCAGGUGUUCUAGAUGGUGGCAUUUCUCUUGCCAGAGUGUAUGGAUUAUAUGGACUAAAAUAGAAACAGAGUUAACAUCUUGGUACGGGAAAGAAUGUGAUUGCCGAAAUGGCCAUUUCCCGUAUGAAAUAAGAAUAUGCUGAUAAGCCCCCUGACAAUUGUUGGGGACAUAUAAAGAAAACCUUGUGGAGUUGAUGCGUUUUUACCCUGUGUGCUUUUGUUUGUUAACCUUAUCGUUGUUUUCUCUGUGAAUCUUGUCAUUUUUGGCUUAAGGCCAUGCAGUCAAAAUUUGAUGAGGAUUUUGUUUCAAUAUUAUGUUGUUUUUCUAUUUAUAAAUUUGCUUGUUUUGUUAAUAUAUAUAUAUCACACUAGAUUAGGGGUAUAUUUAGUUGUUUCUUAUUAUACUACACUAUUUCUGAUAAUUUACCCACAUGAUAAUAACUGGUAUGGCCACAGCUUAUUAUUCUGGUUCAAUCUUGAUAUUUUAGUCUUAAAUAUUAUAUAAAGUCCUUGUAUAAAUUGAGGAGUCUUGUUGACCCUGAAAAUAGGGGAUGAAAGCGAAAAAGGUUCUAAGUGACAUUAAAUGAAGAUAGAACCGUUUUGCUUCCAGCCCACUAAAUGCUUGGCAGCUUAGACACUAAGUCAAGAGUUGGCAUUACUGACUUUGCAUACAACAGCAUGUGUUUUGGAAUAGGGCUUAUAUAAAAAAUUGGCUUGAUUGGAAAUUUGGCUUUUGUUUGACUUUGUUUGGUUGAAUACUUACAAAAUUGUGCUUCGGGAAAAAAAUCUGAUUGUACAAUUUAAUUAAGAAACCACUUUGGCUUAAAUAUUCAUCUUUUAAGACUGACAAAAAUCCAUUUCACUUUUAAAUAAUUCAAUUCCUCUAUAAAGCAAGACUUUAUCCAAAAAUAAUGCGUAGAAGUUGUAUUGCUGUAACUUCCAUUUAUUAACAUUUGUGGGAGGGACAACUAUUAGACAUAUGUAUUUAAGUUUUUGCUGAAGUUUGUAUGGAAUGUAUGUUCUUCAGCAAAAAUUGUGUGUUUCUUGGAUGUGCAAAAAUAGAGGCAUAUUUACCCAGGCUAUUAAUGCUGAUAAUUCUGAGGACCAUACAUCAAUCACUAUACUGUCAAAGUAGAAUAUCAAAGAUGACAUGUUGGAUCUUUGCCUUGUACCAUACUAUUAAUAUAUUGUCUCCAUUUAAAAUAGUAUUCAUAUAUUUAUUUAUUUUUAUCUAUUAUUAGGGUACCAUUGAAAACUAGACACAUUUCAAUCCAUUUUGGUACUUCACAUUAAUUUGUAUAUGAAAACAUCUUUUGAAAUCAAAUGUCAAUCCAACCAUUUAACAUAAUGCCCAAAUCAAAUUUUAAGUUCAGCUUUUGCUAAAUUGUUGAAUAAGGUCAAUUUUAAUUGAUUUUAAUGGUAUGAAUGAUAAUUGAAAUUGUGUGGUACUUUAUUACUAAAUGAAACUACUAAUAAUAUUACAUUGUGGUAGAUGACAUGAAGUAAUAUUCUAGUGAUUAAGAAUGGGCUGAGUGAGUGCAGCGAACAAGUCCUUCAUAAUCAUUAAACUAUUACUUCUGGUCAUGUAGAUAUCUUAGAAAACUACCUUAUGGCUGAUUGUCAACCAAAGUCUGUGGUGGAGAAUGUGUAUCGGAUGAGAGGCAGAAGGCACCCACGAAAGUUGAAAUUCUAAAUGAUUUAAGCCUAGUACUUAAUGAUUGCCUAUCUGCAAUUUCAUUGGCUAAGAAUGUAGGUGUAUUCUAAAGUUAAAGUGAUGGUUUGGUACAGUGUUUACUUGACAGCGCAGUGAGUCUCCCUGGUGACAUGUUGGACUAGGGUUCUGUAUGGUCUUCUAAAUACAAACUUAAAUUUUACCUUAAAUUCAAUAUUGGAUAGACAAUACAUAUUGUUCACCUCAAAAUGUCAUUUUGAAUUCAUUCAUUUAUAUUGAAAUCAAUAUUGUUUAAACCAAAAUGUCAUUCUAAACCAAGUUUGUUUUAAGAAAACAUCAUUAAUCCAAAGUUCAUUGAAUAACUAUUCUUAAUAAAGAUAACCAUUAUUCACUAAGUUAAUAUGCUAGUAUGAAUUGUUUUUAUAAUGAUUUCAUUUUGCACAUCCAAGUAAAAGCUUGGUUAAAGGUACUAUGUAUCUUUGCCUAAAAAUGAUGGUACAUCAUUAUAACAUUACAUCAUACAAGAAGAUGCUAUGCUUUUUACCUUAAUCUCCUCUACAAUGGCAGUCAUGAGCAUCGAUUGUAGAUGGGUUUGGUUGGUAAAAUGUGUAGUCAAUUGCAAAGGAAGUUUUGGUCCUUUCUGAAUGUCUGCAAGGACAACAGAAGCAAUAGAUUGGACCAAUUGCUUUGCAGAAACUGGUCACAUGAUUCCUUUUGAUCAUGUGACUUUGAAAAUGAUAGGCAGUCUUUUACUCGCAUUGUGAAUAGGAUUUAUUUACGUAAACAUUUUUCGCUUGUUUAAGUUUCGAUAAAUAUAAGACAUGAUAAAACCAACAUGUUUGGGAUACACAUCUUAGGGGAGAAGGCAGAGGAGUUCUAAGUUUAGAUAGUUUUUAUGUCAGUUAGUUCUUUGAUGCUGUCAACCUGUGAUAACAGCAGUUAAGGCCUUUUAGUAAUUUUAGUACCUUUGAAAAGGAUUUCAAAUAAUCAUCAAACAUAUUAGGCAAUGAAAUGCUAGCUUCUGUUAUUUUUUUUAAAGAUAAUGCAAUAAUUAAUUAGGCCAACAUUUCUAUCCUAAUUUACAUUAUUUCCGAUUUAAAAUAUUAUUGCUAGAGAUAUGUUGUCAAACUCUUUUAGUAUUUAUGCAUGUUCAAUGCUUGUGUUAUCAUGAAGUGUAGAGCUUAAUCACCCUCCCUUCACAUUAGACCUAUUCGGCAAGCUUUGUCUUCUCAAAUCAUUUUGGUUUCAAGUAAAUGUCUUAUAAGCAAUGCUUGAUAAAAAAGAUUAUGCAUUAAUCGGUUUUAAUUCCACUAAGUGUAAAGAUCUAGUCAGACUUUUCUUUACCCAUUUUCUUCCUCUAACUUACAGGUUCAAAUAUUUCAGUUUGCCUGAGGGUUUUGUUACAUUUUAAUCUGCCUAUGCUUUAAGGAGCCAGUAUUUGUUACUGUUAUUUGUGUACAUAAAUUUGGCAUUAGAUAGUUAGGAAAUUAUAGCUUAGUUUAAUUCAAGUGCAUUGUUCAAAUUGAUUGUUCAAUUGAUUGUACUGUGUCAUAUAUUUGAACAAUAAUUCUACAUUUUACUAAGUGCUAACUGAAUAUUGUAUUGUAAAUGUCAUUUAAACAUAAUUGGCUGAAACUUAGCAUGUUGGUUAACCAUAGGUAGUAUUUUCAAAACAGUGUUAACUGUAACUAUGUCUUUUAGUUGUUAUAGUGUUUUUGACAUGGUAGUAUGCAUAAGUUACCAGGUAUUGAAAUAUACAUUAAGUUAUGCAAAUGAGUAGGUCAUAUGAUUAGACAAUUUUGAAUAUUCAUAUCAUGAUGUCAAAAUAUGUUUUUGUACAGUUAAUAUUUCUCAUGUUUAUGUAUUAUACUAUUAUUAUUAUUAUAAUUAUUAUCAUAUUAGCAAAUUAGUAAUGAGUUAUCCACUAUACUGAUAAUAAUAAACCUGUUUUGCAUUA
Messenger RNA from Mya arenaria, 11475 nucleotides. Its product is annotated as protein phosphatase 1 regulatory subunit 12A-like. The record is from RefSeq and is a predicted model, not a curated record. Gene Ontology annotation, cellular component: cytoplasm. Lineage: Eukaryota; Metazoa; Mollusca; Bivalvia; Myida; Myidae. Bases 26 to 3667 code for a protein of 1213 amino acids. Gene Ontology annotation, molecular function: protein kinase binding; phosphatase regulator activity; enzyme inhibitor activity. Gene Ontology annotation, biological process: signal transduction. The transcript has 28 exons.